Messenger RNA from Cotesia glomerata, 520 nucleotides. Its product is annotated as putative gustatory receptor 2a. NCBI's taxonomy places the organism in Eukaryota, Metazoa, Arthropoda, Insecta, Hymenoptera, Braconidae. Gene Ontology annotation, cellular component: membrane; axon; neuronal cell body. The transcript is spliced from 4 exons. The coding region runs from base 8 to 520 and encodes 170 amino acids. The record is from RefSeq and is a predicted model, not a curated record. Gene Ontology annotation, biological process: sensory perception of taste.
UGAUUACAUGAAAAAUUUAAUUUUCAUUAAAAAAAUGCAUCGAUCUAUCUUUGAAACAAUUCAAAUGUUGUCAGAUUUCUAUUCAUUUCCUAUUUUGUUAGCAAUUAUUUUUUCAUGUUUAUGGAUGAUCAUGAGUGCGUAUAUAAUAAUUUUCUACUAUGAAACAAAAUCUAAUUCGCAUUCUUAUGACUCGCAUAGAUUAUUUAUUGUAUUUGUUGAUUCGCUAUGGCCUUUGAAAGAUUUUGUUCCUAUACUUAUAUUGACCAGUUAUAUAACAAAAACUGCCACUGAAAUGAAAAGAACAGAACAUAUUGCUCGGAGAGUUAAACUCACACUCUUCCAAUACCCUCGAAUCAAAUCUCAGAUGGAGCAAUUUUCCAUGGAACUGUCUCACCGACAGUACACGUGCUUCACUGCUUGUAAUUUUUUUUCAAUUGACAGCACACUCUUGAUACCUAUACUGAGCACAACAACAACUUAUUUGAUAAUAUUAUUAAAAACUUCUUCUUCGGAUGAAUGA